Messenger RNA from Drosophila innubila, 4434 nucleotides. RefSeq names its product membralin. The transcript has 13 exons. NCBI's taxonomy places the organism in Eukaryota, Metazoa, Arthropoda, Insecta, Diptera, Drosophilidae. The record is from RefSeq and is a predicted model, not a curated record. Gene Ontology annotation, biological process: positive regulation of ERAD pathway; response to endoplasmic reticulum stress. Bases 303 to 3269 code for a protein of 988 amino acids. Gene Ontology annotation, molecular function: ice binding. Gene Ontology annotation, cellular component: endoplasmic reticulum.
AGCACUCGUUACUUGAGCGGUUACUCGACUACCGUUCGCAACGAGUUGGCAGUCUUGCAGCAGCAACAACAAACAACUCACAAUAAUGAACUAGACGACAGCAGACUGUUGAGCAAUAGGUGAAGGUGUCACUACCCACAAGAGACACCCUAGAGGAACAGCAACAAGCGUUGGCAGCAAUUUUAAGACACCUUGGGGGCUGACGUUGCGGAAGACGGUCGCUUGAAAGAUACGGAAGUAUUUGUUAAAAACUUGAUUAAAUACUACCUUGGAGCCGCCGAUCGAGCUGAUCAAGCUCAGUCAUGGCCGAUGCAGGAGGUAUUGCUGAAAAUGCGGCUGAAAUAGCCGUUGCCAAUGCAAUCAAUAAUAUCAAUGGGCGCAAUCGUAUACUAGCAGGCGCAGGAGGGGGUGGUGCAGGCCAGAACAACAUGAUGAAUAUGCGAGAUCGUCUGUUUCACGCCAUUUACUUUCGAGUUGCCGCCACAUAUGCAGAGCUGGUGCCACGCAAGGUACAAUUGGCCAUUGAGUUUCUGCUGCUUGCCAAGGCUUUGGUGUUCUUCUUUACAUUGGUCUAUGUGCACACGGCUUUCAUCAAGAAUCCGUGCACCUGCCUGCAGGAUGUGCAGAACUGGCCACGCGAGGGUGUCAUCAGGGUGGAAAUCAUACCGCAUCUGGCGGAGAAGCGUGCUAUUUGGCAGCGCAUCAAGGCUGAUCAGCAGGUGGUGCAGUCCCUCAAACAUACCUACCACUAUGAUGUGGGUCCACAAACGCUCGACAAUCACAAUAGGAUUAAACGCUACGAGGCGAUACUUCGCAAACUGGGUGUUCCCCUUCGUCCCGUACGCGCCUACAGCAAUGAGACCCUGUACUUUUACUUUGAUGCCAUCAAUUUGCUGGAUAACUAUGACCAUCCCAGCGCCAUACCACUGAAAAGCGAUGAUGAUGAUGAUGAGCAAUACAUUGUGGAGUACUCUCUGGAAUAUGGACAUCUUCGUCUAUCCUCGGCCACACGCAAACGACUGAAUAUUCCCGUGCUGACAGUCCAACUGGAUCCCAAUACAGAUGCAUGCUUUGGCGAUAAACUAACCCGUUAUUUGCUUAAACGGUUACUGGGUUACGAUGAUCUGCUGAUGGCAUCGGUGCGCACAAUUGCCGAGAAGGAGGAGAACAAGGGAUAUCUGCGCAAUGUUAUCACGGGCGAGCAUUAUCGCUUCGUUUCCAUGUGGUGGGCUGCCUGGAGCAGCUAUCCAGCUGCCUUCUCAGUGAUGCUGCUCUUUACUUUUUCGGUGUCAAUGCUAUUGCGUUAUUCGCAUCAUCAGAUCUUUGUCUUCAUAGUGGAUCUGCUGCAAAUGCUAGAGUACAAUGUGUCGGCUCGUUUUCCAAUUGCGCCCCUUUUGACGGUCAUAUUGGCGCUAGUAGGCAUGGAGGCCAUCAUGUCGGAGUUCUUUAAUGAUACCACAACUGCAUUCUAUAUUAUAUUGAUUGUAUGGAUCGCCGAUCAAUUUGAUGCCAUCUGCUGUCACACAAGCAUAACGAAGCGUCAUUGGCUCAGAUUCUUCUACCUAUAUCAUUUUGCGUUCUAUGCGUAUCACUAUCGCUUCAGUGGACAAUAUCGUACCCUGGCGCUGCUCUCCUCCUACUUAUUCAUACAGCAUUCAAUGGUAUUCUUCUUUCAUCGUUAUGAGCUGCCUGCCAUAAUGGCACAGCGUCAUGUCUUCUUCAUUACGCGGAAUCAAGCAAAUGCGGCGGCUGGAGCAGCUGCCGCUGGCGCUGCAGCUGGAGCUGGAGCAGGAGCUGGAGCUGGGGCAGGAGGAGGUGCACCUGGUCAACAGGCGGCCAUGCGACGUGCACGUCUCAUUGUAACGCGACUCUUUCGCCAGUUGGCUGCACAGCGUCAGGGUCAGGCGGCCGAACAGGCAGCAGCAGCAGGUGGAACUGGCGCAGGAGCCGGAGUAGGAGCAGGAGGAGGAGCUGCAGCUGGAGCUGGAGCCGAGCCACAGUUGCAUGGCGCUGUGCAGCCGGGAAACAACAAUGCAACUGCUGCCGUGGCCAUUGCUUUUGGCAAUUUGAGACGAUUGCCAUUGGUGGGUCGUUGGUUGCAGCAUCGUCAGCAAUUCACAACAGUGCGACGAGUCUUUUUGGGCCAGGGUCAUGGACCCGGCCAAAUGAUGCAUGUGCGUGUCCAGCGCAUCAAUAUGGCCGAUAUUCCUGGCCUGCAGACGCGAGCUGCCGCAGCGGCAGCAGCAGCAACGGCGGCAGCAGCAGCGGCAACAGCAGCAGCAGCGGCAGCAGCAACAGCUGCCACAGCAGCAGCAAAUGCAGCUGCAACAGCAGCAGCAACACUAACAACAACACCAACAACAACAACUGAAGAUGUCGAAUCAAAUCAUGGACAAGGACGAUGCGAAGCACCAGCAACGACAACAACAACAACAGCAACAACAACGAUAAACAGCAUCAAUGAUGCAGGAGGAACUGAGCAGGAGACGGCAACGAUACAGGAUGGGAAUGGGAAUAAGGAUGAGGCUGGAGCUGGAGCAACAGCGGAAGCGACUCAAGACAAGCAGCUGAUGAAGGGGAAUGUGCUGGGCUUGGAUCUGGGGCAGGCAGGCGUGGCUAAGAUGUUGAAAAAUCUAAAUUCCGCUACGGCGGAUAUUAUAAAUAUGCCGGAUACAAAAACAGCAGCAAUAGCAACAGCUAAAACUACUACAGCAACAGCAACAACAACAGAUGGGUUUGGUCUGCCAUUGGCAAAGCAAUUAGCAAAUAAUUUGCCAGCUCAAAGCACGCAGAAGGCGCUGGAGACGAGGCCGUCAUCAGGUGAAAAGCAAAGCAGUCCACUGCUUGACCAGCAAAGGGAGAAUCAAGCAACAACCACAACAACAACAACAACGACAAGCAGAGAAACGUCAAAACAAUCCAGAGCAGACGAUAAAGCUGAGCAGGAGACUGGGACUGAGCCUGAUGCUAGCGCUGAGUCUGGGUCUGGCUCUGGCUCUGGGACUGGAAAUGGGAAUGGGUUUGAGAUUGAGGCAAUGUCCAUGCCCAACACAAGCAAAAGCACAAGCACAAUGAUGGAUGGCAGGCAAACAGUUGAUUUUAUAGAAGGCGACAGCUUCACGUCAACAGCAAAUUACGACAAUGUCGACGCCGUUGCAAACCACAUGGAUCAGAAGCAACAGGGGGUGCAAGGAAAGCUAAUGAAAACUCCACCACAUACAUCAAACCAAGUGACAAGAGCAGCAGAAGCCGCAGCAGCAAACAACUGAAUAAGAAAGACAAAACCCACAUUUCACCCCGUUCCCCGUCCCACGUCCUCCUUCCUUUUUGCCACACUUUUGCCCAAUAAGAUGGCCAGUUGUAAGUUGGAGCAUGGAGCACGGAGCAUGAUGGGGCAGAGUGCGGGGAAUGUAUGGGCUAUCUCCCAAAAUACAAGAUGUUAAACAAGCAUAAAAACAGCUAGUAAAUUUUAGAUAAUUUGUCUGGUGUACUUAUGUCUAGAUCAUGCAUGCUGUCUGCUAAACUGAGUGUGCGUGUGUGUGUGAGUGCGUGUGUGCCUGUGCGUGUGAAUGAGUGUGUGAGUCUGUGGUGUAUGUGUGACUAGACAACAUUUCAUUUUUGGUUGCAUGCUUAACUGUGUUACUUAGUGAUUUUUAACUACAAAUUAAUGUUAUAUUUUUCGGGAUUUAUCCAUGGAUACAACGCGACGCAAAGCAAAGAGACUUUUAAUUAGCAGCAAAAGUCAAACAACAACAAAUGUAUUUUUAUUUUAUACCAUUUGUCACAUGUCACAUAAGCAUGCAACGACAUAUAUAAAUUUAAAGCUAGUCGCUUUUUACAAAAUGAUGCGCUUUUCAGCUUCCCUUUAUAUAUUAGCAAAUAAAUAUUUUGUUUAUUUAAAGAGCCAACGGCAAAACAAAGAAACAGUUUUUAUUAUAAGUUAUUAUAUUGUUAUUGGAUAUUUGCUUUUACCCGCAAUAAUUCAAUUGAAAUUGAUAUCCUUUUCGUUUGAGCUACAUAUUUUCAGAUUGCAUUUUAUUCCCUCCAAACAAAAAGCAAUUGGAAAAUAUAUUAAAUAUUGUUUGUAACUGUAAUAUGUUAUAAUGUUUAUUCCUGUUCUCUCAGUUGGUUUAUUAACCAAAUAAUAAAUGCGUUUCGCUUGCUUCAGACUUGCGAAAAACCUUUGAUGAAACCACACACAAGUUAAUUAUAACUUUCAACUUAUUUGUAUUAUAUUUCAUUUUUUUUAAUAUGCCUGAGCGUGUAUGCCUGUGUGUGUGUGUGGGGAUGUGUGUGUGAGCCCACAACAUUGCUGAGACUUUCAAUUAAGCAAUUAACAAAUGUUAUCUAAACUAUUUUCACAAACUCUUGAUGUGAAAAUGCAACAUUUCUAAUAUGUAUUAAAAUACCUACCAUAAUAAAUAUACAAAUAUA